Molecule: messenger RNA, 1401 nt
Organism: Scleropages formosus (Asian bonytongue)
Lineage: Eukaryota; Metazoa; Chordata; Actinopteri; Osteoglossiformes; Osteoglossidae
Exons: 3
Coding region: 1-1401 (466 amino acids)
Source: RefSeq, a predicted model, not a curated record
AUGGUUGUCGGUGGGGAUGACCUCACUGGGAAUGAGGAGUGCAACUCUGAUGACACACCUGCAGUUUGUAUGAGCAGAUCACAGGGGACAGUGUCAUUAGCUCAAGAUAAGGUCUCAGAAGAGGGGAAUGCCAGUGGAUGCACGAAAGAACCAGCAUCGGUUUACAAGGGAAUGAAGGAUGUCACUGCAUGUCGAGGCAGUGACUCAGAGCUGUCUGGCAUAUCUUCCGAAGGAAGGAUUGCUGUGGACAACUGGAUGAAUGCAGACUCAUACAUGAUUAUCACAGGAGACCUCAUUCAAGAUCACAGCAUAGAGAUGCAAUGGGACCGGGACAGCCCUAAGUUAGCAGGUGGGGUUUGUAUGGCACCACACACCGAGGACUAUGCUGGAAAGCUGAUGUUCAAAACCCAAGCCUGUGAAGAGAUCAGCCCACACAAUUUAGAUGAGGAAUGGUGGUUCCCUCAAGUGAAUGAAGAUACCCGGGGGACACUAGAUACACAGGAGGACGUCUGGCUUGGUCAGGAGUUCUCUAAGCCAAACACAGCUAGUUUUACUCUGGCUUGUGGAUAUGUUACAGCAGCUACCACUGGUCUGGGAAUGGAAGCUAUAUCUCUCUGGAAUAUGGCUGUGGAAUCCCACGAUCACAGAAAGGUGACUGUGUGUACAAUUGAUGAAAUCUUCAGAAUACCUGAAUACUCUGAUGCAGUGCCGGAAUCACAGUCCUCAAAGGUAAAUAAGACUGGAAGUACAAAACACGCUGAGUUCCCAGAAGGAGAAGAAAGUGGAGCAGCACAGCUCUCGGCUUCCAUCAGCAACCCCCCUGCUGUCUUCUCAAUCUGUCCUAGCAGACAGAAUAACAGUGAGAUCCCAGACAUUACCACACUACACCCAAGCUGGUGGGAAGGAGCACUUCCCACAGAUCCCACAUUAGGAGGUCAACAAGAACUUGACAAGAAUCUGUCGCAUGGAUCCCCCAAAACAAACAACAAACUCUCCAGGCUCAACUCAAGGUCCAUGCAUGAAAUAACUCUCACUAAAGAGGCAUUUCAUAAGAAGUUCUUGGAAGACAGCAAGGUUCAAACAGAAGAAAAUGAACAAAUUAAAUUCCUCAGUGAUAAACAAUCUGUUUCAAACAGUCGCAAAGUUUCUAGUCUGAAUUUUGAAAAUGAAUCAUUGCCUUCCAGAGAUCCAUUGCAGGUGGUGACUAUUGAUCCCAAGCAGAACAAAUCCAUUCACACCGUCAGGGAACUCAGUCAAGAGCUCUCCAGUCUAAUCAUACUGACAGGCGACAGACUGAUGCUCUCUAAGGAAGGCUGCAUUGCCUACUUCACACUUGACCUUCACGUUAUGUCAGAUUACACAACUUCACUCUAUGCGGUGGAUACAGCAGCCAGGGGCUGA